This is a messenger RNA of Chlamydomonas reinhardtii, 2972 nucleotides long. RefSeq lists its product as uncharacterized. Gene Ontology annotation, biological process: biosynthetic process; amino acid metabolic process. The record is from RefSeq and is a predicted model, not a curated record. Gene Ontology annotation, molecular function: pyridoxal phosphate binding; L-aspartate:2-oxoglutarate transaminase activity. Lineage: Eukaryota; Viridiplantae; Chlorophyta; Chlorophyceae; Chlamydomonadales; Chlamydomonadaceae. The transcript has 11 exons. The coding region runs from base 230 to 1543 and encodes 437 amino acids. Gene Ontology annotation, cellular component: mitochondrion.
GAUUUGUUCCGGUAUCCACAGUCGCUUGGCGGGGGUCCAGGGAACGCUAGGGGCUGCCAGUGUUAAACCCACGUGUGCAGCGGAUCGCAAACACCAAAUCGAAAUUACCCCAUCUGGGCGCGCACUAUCGAUCGCCCAAGUGAGCAGCACAAAACACUGAUUACUUUUGCAUCUUUCGACAUCUCUGUCGUUGCUGCCUGGACAACAGCCGCCGCGAACCUUGACCAUCAUGGCCCUUUCUGCUUCAGCCCCGGCACUUGCUGGCCUGCGCCCAGUGCUGAAUGCGCUGCCUGCUCUGACGCGCGCUCUUGUUCAGCCUGCUUCGGCUGCGACGACGACCCUGUUCGGCAAUGUCGAGCAGGCGCCAAAGGACCCCAUUCUAGGAAUCACUGAGAAGUUCCUGGCCGACACCAACCCCAUCAAGAUGAACCUGGGCGUGGGCGCCUACCGCGACGACAACGGCCAGCCGGUGGUGCUGGACGCUGUGCGGGAGGCGGAGCGCCGCGUGGCGGGCAGCCACUUCAUGGAGUACCUGCCCAUCGGCGGCCUGCGCGACUUCAUCUCCGAGUCGGUCAAGCUGGCGUACGGCGACAACGCGGCGGUGCUGGCGGAGGGCCAGGUGGCGGCGGUGCAGUCGCUGUCCGGCACCGGCUCCUGCAGGCUGUUCGCGGACUUCCAGAAGCGCUUCAUGCCCGGCACCAAGGUGUUCAUUCCGGAGCCCACCUGGUCCAACCACUUCAACAUCUGGCGCGACGCCGGUGUGGAGUUCGCCAAGUACCGCUACUACAAGGCCGAGACCCGCGGGCUGGACAUGGACGGAUUCCUGGAGGACAUCAAGCACGCCCCCGCCGGCUCCGUAUUCCUGCUGCACGCCUGCGCGCACAACCCCACCGGCGUGGACCCCACGCCCGAGCAGUGGCGGCAGCUGUCCCGCGCCAUGCUGGAGCGCGGCCACUUCCCACUCUUUGACAUGGCCUACCAGGGCUUUGCCAGCGGCGACUGCGACCGCGACGCCGCCUCCAUCCGCAUCUUCCUGGCCGACGGCCACCGGCUGGCCGUGUCGCAGUCGUACGCCAAGAACAUGGGGCUGUACGGCCAGCGCGUGGGCUGCCUGUCCGUGGUGUGCGACAACAAGCGCGACGCCUCCGCCGUGGAGAGCCAGCUCAAGGCCAUUGCGCGGCCCAUGUACUCCAACCCGCCCCUGCACGGCGCGCUGCUGGUCACCAAGAUCCUGCAGGACAACGACCUCAAGCAGCUCUGGUUCAAGGAGGUCAAGGGCAUGGCGGACCGCAUCAUCUCCAUGCGCUCGCUGCUGCGCAAGCGCCUGGAGGAGGCCGGCAGCCCGCUGCCCUGGGGCCACAUCACCGACCAGAUCGGCAUGUUCGCAUACAGCGGCAUGAGCCCCGAGAUGGUUGACGCGCUGGCCGCCCAGCACCACAUCUACAUGACCCGCAACGGCCGCAUCUCCAUGGCCGGCGUCAACACCAAGAACGUGGGCCGCCUGGCCGAGGCCAUGCACGCCGUCACCAGCGGCAAGCUCUGAAACCCAGCCGGCGGCUAACAGCGAGAGCUAGGGCGUCCGCGAUAGCAGCUAGCUGCAGUGGAAUGCUGGCAUCUGGAGCGAGCCGUAGAUGAAUUUGUGUGGCGGGUACCCAAGGUACGCCCGCGGACUGUCGCAAUAAGCAGCAGGCGCAUGCGCACGUGCCGGACUGCAACCGGCAAGCAGUAAAAUUGCUGGAGCGGCGGGCUGGGGAGCGGGAUAGAAGCAACGCUUAACGUACCAGAGUAUUGGCAUCCAAGGAGGCUGCUCAUUCGUGCCAGAGCUAGCUGGGGGCAGGCAGGAUUCAUGAAUCUAAGUCACCUUCGUUUACCUGUCACGGCCAGGACACUGGUGGCUGUAUAUGUGUCUCGCACAUAAGGCGGGCGACAUGGCUGGGCCACAUGCUUGCGAGCGCACUCAGUGCGGGCGCAAUGCGGGCGCAAGGAUUGGCUUUUUGGUGGCACGAAGUGGGUCAUGUCAGGGUCGUGUGUUCUGCUGCACUUGACACAGGCAUGACAGGGCCAUGACAGGCUGGGAAGCAGCGAUGAGGUGAAACGGCCGAUCUGCUGGCGUAGGGGGAGGGGCACUUGCAAGUGGAAUGAAGCACUGUGUGGCUUGACAUGGAGAACUGACAUGUGUGGCGAUAUCCCCAGGAUUAGGAAGGGACGCAAUGCGCGCAGCAGGGAAAGGCUGGUCUGCGCUCGGUUUCAAUGCCAGUUGUGUGUUCUGACUGCUGACAUGACGUGUUAACUGAUUACCAUGUUAAUGUUACGCAAUGAAUGUGUUGCAUGCGUAGUUACGGCGGGGGAGCAGCAGGUCGGCUUGGUGCCGGUGGAGCCACCGCCGUUGAUGCUAUGGAGAACACCGGCAAGUCAGGCCGUGUGUUCUACUGUACCAGCUGUGGAGCAAGUCGGCGAGGCGCCGGCAGUUGGAGCCAAUAUCGAGGGUGAGAGCGGACCGCACGUGCUGUCGAGGCUGGCGGUGUGUUGGCGUCAUCCCUGUGCCCUUGUGUGCGCAUGUCGCGACUGCAGUUGACGACGUGCCGAGGUGUCCUGAACUUGGAUUUGACAUUUCACAUGCGCAUACGGGGCUUACGCUGUACCGUCUGGCGUACCGUAUAUGUGGCAUGUGUGAACGAGCGCGUCUGUGGUCAGUCAACAAUAAGCAGCAUGUAAGGCCAAUGGGGCUUUCGCUGUAAGUCUAGCGUGUUUUGUGGUGUGUGUGAGAUGGGGGCUGUUGGGGGCGGCCAUGCGCGAGGGUUCAGCCGACAUGCUGCCAUAAGGCUGCCAUGUGUGUGCUGAACAGCCGAGGUGGAUCGGGUGACGUCAGGGCGCCGAGGUGUAAGCCAGGAGUCAGGAGGUAUUGCGUUACACAGAGUCCCAACCUUGCUGGAGACCACACUUCUGGUGCAUUGCAAUGGUGAUCGCAAGAA